UGAUAGAGAUGAGAAUGAUGUGGUUUUGGGUACUGUUUGUUUUAGCAACUGAGUGCUACGGGUGCUUGGAGCAAGAAAGGAUUGCUCUUUUGCAACUAAAAGCUUCCAUCAACAACCCAUAUGGCGAUAGGCUUACAACGUGGGAGGAGGCUUUUGUUGGUGGCAAAGUGACCUCUGACUGUUGUGAAUGGGAAGGAGUCAAAUGCAAUCCCGCAACAGGGCGAGUGAUCCAACUUUCACUCAAUUCAACACGGGCAUGGGACUUACAUUGGUAUCUGAAUGCCUCCAUGUUUCUUCCAUUUGAAGAACUUGAAAGUCUGGACUUAUCAUGGAAUUUCUUAGUGGGCUGUCUUGAGAAUGAAGGUUUUGAGAAGCUGGCAAUGCUUUGCAGCCUGGAGAAUCUGGAUUUGACCGAUAACAUCUUCAACAACAGCAUCCUAUCAACUUUGGGUGGGCUGACAUCUCUGAAGUCUCUGUAUCUAGGCUAUAACGGGUUGAUGGGAACUAUCCAUGUUGAUGAUCUCAAACAUUUGAAAAACUUGGAGAAGUUGGAUAUCAGCAAUAAUGAGCUUGAUAGUUUCGUCACUCAUUCAGGUUUUCAAAGAGAAUAUGUGUUGGGAAAGAUCAAGGUACUUGAUUUGGAAUUCAAUUUGUUCAAUAGCAGCAUUUUACCAUCCCUUGGUGUGCUUUCAUCACUCAAGACUAUAAACCUAAGGAGCAACAAUAUGAGUGGAUCACUGCACCGGGGAGGUAAAAAUCAAAUUCUGACCUUAAAUUGAACAAUAAAAUGAGCUUAGAAAGAA
Molecule: messenger RNA, 803 nt
Organism: Rhododendron vialii
Lineage: Eukaryota; Viridiplantae; Streptophyta; Magnoliopsida; Ericales; Ericaceae
Product: receptor-like protein 13
Exons: 4
Coding region: 9-779 (256 amino acids)
Molecular function (GO): protein binding
Source: RefSeq, a predicted model, not a curated record